AUGUCGGGAGGUUCCUCUGCCCAGCGCGCCAUGGAGGUUCCGCUGCCCAGCUCCCUAGCUGACAUCUUGCCUGUUCCCGAGUCCGCUCCGUUUCCUGUCCCAGUGCCUGUUUGGAGAUCUUAUCGUUCUUUGGUGCUCUGCAACCCACGAGCCAGAGUCUUCAACAACUAUGGAGGAGGAAUAGCUAAGGUUCCUGAAGGUUUUUCUGAAUUACCUCAGAACAUCCAAGACUUCCUGUUCUACCGUCACUGCCGCCAUUUCCCAAUGCUCCUGGAUGUUCCUGAUAAGUGUGGUGGGCCCCAGGGAUCUGCAGAUGUCUUUCUCCUUCUGGUCGUUAAAAGCACUCCUACUAACUUUGAGCGUCGUGAAGUGCUACGGAAAACUUGGGCGAAGGAAAGACGGCAUAAUGGUGUUUGGGUUCGCCGAGUUUUCAUAUCUGGCACUGUUGGCACUCACCACGAGAAACGCAGGAUGAAUAGGCUCUUGAGGCUGGAGAAUGAAGAGCACAGAGACAUUCUCCAGUGGGACUUCCAGGACACCUUCUACAACCUCACUCUUAAACAGAUCCUGUUCUUGGAGUGGAUGGAGAAGCGCUGCCCAAAUGUUCGCUUCCUCAUGAACGGUGACGAUGAUGUUUUUGCCAACACAGACAAUAUGGUAGAAUAUUUGCAGAGCUUGCCUGGAAAUGAUGGUAGCAAACACCUAUAUGUUGGACAUCUCAUUCAAUGGGUAGGACCAAUCAGAAAUCCAGGGAGUAAGUAUUACAUCCCGGUUCAGGUCCAUGAAUCAGAUUUUUAUCCCCCCUACUGUGGUGGUGGGGGCUUCCUCCUCUCUGGCUUCACUGCCAGAACAAUCUACAAUAUGUCCCAGUCCAUUAUCAUAUUACCCAUUGAUGAUCUGAUCGUUACAAUGUGUCUGGAGAGGGGUGGUCUGCAACCAGAGUCCCAUUUUGGAGUCAGAACAGCUGGGCUGCCCAUUCCAUCCAAAAACACGGAUGCAUAUGAUCCUUGCUUCUACAAGGAAAUUCUUUUGGUGCACAGAUUUCUCCCUCACCAGAUUUUUAUCAUGUGGCAUGAAAUACGCGAGCCAAACCUAAAAUGCGGAUCUACACAGACGUCAUUUUAA
Chanos chanos (milkfish) is the source of this 1125-nucleotide messenger RNA. RefSeq names its product N-acetyllactosaminide beta-1,3-N-acetylglucosaminyltransferase 3-like. The record is from RefSeq and is a predicted model, not a curated record. The transcript has 4 exons. Gene Ontology annotation, biological process: poly-N-acetyllactosamine biosynthetic process; protein O-linked glycosylation. Gene Ontology annotation, molecular function: hexosyltransferase activity; UDP-glycosyltransferase activity. The coding region runs from base 1 to 1125 and encodes 374 amino acids. Gene Ontology annotation, cellular component: Golgi membrane. Lineage: Eukaryota; Metazoa; Chordata; Actinopteri; Gonorynchiformes; Chanidae.